Lampris incognitus (smalleye Pacific opah) is the source of this 2188-nucleotide messenger RNA. It is a transcript of the gene tmem263, whose product is annotated as transmembrane protein 263. The coding region runs from base 151 to 516 and encodes 121 amino acids. Lineage: Eukaryota; Metazoa; Chordata; Actinopteri; Lampriformes; Lampridae. The record is from RefSeq and is a predicted model, not a curated record. The transcript is spliced from 3 exons.
GGUGGGGGUGGGUGGAGACAGAGGUGAACCAAAACACCCAAAACAUAGUCCACACGCACGCACGCAGACGACGACGCGGAGCUAUCGCCGAAAGCCAGCGGCCAUUAAGAGAUUAGCCCCGGAUCUCCAAGCCCCCAGCGACCAAGAGAGAUGAGUCAAACAGAGCAGGUACCUGAAGACAUGCCUGCUUACCUCAAAGAUGAACCAUCACCAACAGACACCAUCAAGGACCACCCGCAGACACAACCUGGCAUGUUUGGCAAGUUGGCAGGGGGCCUGUUCAGUGCUACCAAGGGAGCAGUCGGAGCAACAGUGGGUGGUGUGGCCUGGAUUGGAGGAAAAGGACUGGAUCUCACGAAGACUGCUGUCUCUUCUGUAGCCUCUGUUCCUACCAUGGGAGUGGGGCUGGUCAAGGGAGGAGUAAGUGCCGUAGCUGGAGGAGUGUCUGCAGUGGGCUCAGCAGUAGCUAACAAAGUUCCCAUAGGUGGGUGCAAGAAGAAGGACAAGUCUGACUGAUGGAGAAGAGAUACCAUUGCUGGGACACUGACUGUUUGCCUGUUUUAGUUUGCAGUGAAAAGGGGUCUGAGCUGACAAGGCACAAAAAGGAGUUAAGAUUUGUGUGUACACUUCUUUUAGGGGUGGGGAUCGGGUUGCUUAUACCUGAAUGUCAAUUGAUCACACACACACACACACACACACACACACACACACACACACACACACACACACACACACACACACACACACACACACAGCCAAGCCCCUUAAGGCAACAAUUCCUACACAAUAUUCACUAGUGCCUGAAUUUAUUUGUAAAAAUGUCUUUCAAUGUUUCAUUUUUUAGGGGCCAAAAAACAUUUACAAAAGUAGAUCAUUAUUGCAUUUUAAAAAAAUCCUGGGUAGCAGAACAAUGCUAUGAAAAACAUUAACAUCACAUUAUAGUUGACUUAAUAAACGUGAGCCCCCUUGCAAGACAAUCGGUUAUGGAUGCUGAUCUUGACUGACAGUAAAUCAAGACUGACAGUCUCUCGCGGUCUGCGUUAAGUAUUCCAGAAUGUAUAUCUGGCCUCAGGGUGCCAGGCGUUACAUAUUCAAGCACUACCUAGUAGGCCUGUCCUAAAAUGAAAACUUUUACCUCCUGGGACUCCCUCCUCGUUCAGGACGCAACAGUGAUGUACUGGCAUUAACCCAUUCAGAUAUCGUUGAAAUUGUGACCAAUAACCCAGCAAGUUCUUACUUGAAAUUGCUUUUGAGCUACAUAAAACUGAAAUUGGGAGAGAAAUUGUCAUGUUGCCCGCUGAUGAUUGUACUUGCAUCUUGGUAAGAAGACUUGACCUAAGAGUACAGAUUUAGCUGACAUUAAACUAUAUUUCACAGUACAUUGUAUUAAGUUUUCUGUUUACACUUUAAAAACUGUCGUCCUUUAUGGAUUGCAAGAGCUUGUGAGACCAAAGCGGUUCAUUGUAAUGUUUUUUAUGUAAUGAACCCAAGAUAGAGUUAAAACCCUCUUGGAUUAAAAAUGACCUUGUAUACAUGUGAAAAUACAAUUAUAUCAACUGUUACAAUUUUCAAAAUCAAGCUUUCAUAAGUUCAUCAAGCUUGUGUCGCUUCUCCUCAGUUUCAGAGUGUUGAUAUACCUGUUUUAACGUGAAAAUGCCGAAAUUGGAUAGAACACAAUUUCACAACUGCAUAUCUGAGCUGCACCAAAAAUCAACCACACCGUGAACCGUGAGAUUUGUGGCCUGCUCUACCUGCCGGUGGCUCCAGAGAUGCUCACUGUGGUUGCUGAAACUGACGGAUGUUCUCAGAAAUCUGUAGAGCUUCUUGAAUUGGGUAUUUACAGAAGAUUCAGUAAAGAGUACUACAUUUACAUGGCCUACCUCACCGUUAGGAGACUAAAUCCCAAGGGGGGGGGUAAAACUUUGAAUUUCAUGUGUCAAUUUGUGUUUAACCCCACAAGUGCUUGAUUUUCCAAAUGUCUCUCUGUUACUACACCUUUUAAGUUGAGAAGGAUACAAAACUGGAUUUGGAAGUCGUACCCUAUCCUUAUUGUGAAUCCAUCCCUCGUUCAGUGUAAGACUGGAUGCACUCAGGAGGGUUGCUGCAAGACUUAGGAACUUUUAUGGGGAUUUAAUAAAGGAAACAUUCUAAACUCCUUUGUAAAAUAAAAGAGUGGAAAUUCUUUGUU